UUAACCACCCCCCCAGGCCGAUUCCCUAUCAACAGUUUAUUUCUUGAGCACCUUUGGGCCAGGAGCUGAGUCCGUGAUCUGGGCAAACUGUUAAGGCCUCUCUGUGCCUCACUUUCCUUGUCCGUACAAUGGGGCUAAGCACAGACCCCACCUACUGGGUUGUAAGGAUGACUCGCUGAGUUGAUCCAUGCAGAGUCCUGACACACACGGAGAGCUCAAACACGAAAUACUGGUGGUGCCGUCAGUCGGCCAGCAAGCGUCAUGUGCAAAGGCCCUGCAGUGGCCUGUACCAGAUGGCCGCGGAGGGUAUGGAGGGGGUGAGGGUGCAGGCAGGGCGGGGUUUCCUGUGAUGCCAGGAGCUCUGAGCUCGGGAGGGCACUGUGUGAUGACUACAGGGCAGAGGGCAGCCGGGCAGGGGCUGCUGCGGUGCGAGGCAGAAAAGAGCUGGCAGCGCGCAGAGGUGCCGAGAAGUGUGGCCCAGACAGGGUGCAUCCUGGAGGCCGAAUCGGCAGCACUGCCCAGGGCAUAGGAAAAAGAAAAUCGAGAGGGUCUGGUGGUCCCAAGGCUUCAGGGGAAGGGGGGGCACCUCGCCUGCCGCGAGGGAGGCAGCGUUGGAACAUUAGAGGGGCCUCGGAAAGGGUGGGGUCCAGGUGAUCUGGGCAGGGGCGGGGCCCGCAGUGUGGCCUUGGCAGUGGCAUGGGAAAGGCAGGGAGCAAGCCGUGCUGACAGCCUCCCAACCAAGAGGACAAGAGCCCCACGCCUGCCCGGCUGCUGAUCAUCCACGCCCUGCCACCCUCAGGGCUCUGGUGGACAUUCUGCGGCACCAGGGGGGCCCUGGGACCCGCCCGGACCGAGCCCGAAGCAGCUCCCUGACCCCGGGUAUCGGUGGUUCCGACAGCAUGGGCCCCAGGACGCCGAAGAACCUCUACAACACCAUGAAGCCGUCCAACCUCGACUGGCGCCCGGUGCCCCCACCCAGUCCCCCACUGCACUACUCCACGCUGUCCUGCUCACGGUCCUUCCACAACCUGUCACACCUGCCCCCCUCCUACGAGGCGGCCAUGAAGUCGGAGCUGAACCGGUACUCCUCCCUCAAGAGGCUGGGUGAGUCCACCAGGGGGCAGCCCCCGGGGCAGAUCAGGCUGGGUGGGUCAGGCCCAAGGGCAGUGUCUAGCUCUAUCCAGAGGCCCAAAAGCUGUCAUCUGAAGCCCGGUGUGGUGGUGCACGCCUGUGAUCCCAGCACCUGGGAGGCUGAGGCAGCAAGUGUGAGUUCGACGCCAGCCUGGGCUAUCAAGAGAGACCCACUCUCAAAGCUCCCAGGCCUGGCUCCCAGUUUUGAUCACAGCCAUUCCUGAACCAGCUGCUGGCAGUGACGGCUUUCACACACUUUAAUCUGGGAGCUCAGGAGAAAAUGAGCAUUUGAAGCCCACAUAAGUGCACAUAUUAAUUACAGAAAAGUUUGAAGCUUUUAUUAGUGGACAUUUUCAAAUAUUUGCAAAAGCAGAGAAAAUUAAACAUAAGUUCCUUCACCUGCUUUAGCACUGCGCUUACAAACGACCCCAGGUACCAUGUCCUUUCACCCUCCAGCACUUCGCUCUCACGGCCUGAGGUCUGAAGCCGUCUCCUCCCCUUACCCCGCCGACUGAGGGCGCUGUUUCUUGGAGAAGGGGGAGGAGAGGGGAGGAGGGAGGCUCCGGGCCCAGGCCUGGGGUGCAGCGCGGCUCGGCCGCCCGCGACCUC
This is a messenger RNA of Fukomys damarensis (Damara mole-rat), 1740 nucleotides long. It is a transcript of the gene Shisa7, whose product is annotated as shisa family member 7. The coding region runs from base 900 to 1355 and encodes 151 amino acids. The transcript has 2 exons. Gene Ontology annotation, cellular component: AMPA glutamate receptor complex; postsynaptic membrane; postsynaptic density. The record is from RefSeq and is a predicted model, not a curated record. Gene Ontology annotation, biological process: regulation of AMPA receptor activity; regulation of short-term neuronal synaptic plasticity. Lineage: Eukaryota; Metazoa; Chordata; Mammalia; Rodentia; Bathyergidae.